Micropterus dolomieu (smallmouth bass) is the source of this 2717-nucleotide messenger RNA. Its product is annotated as Fc receptor-like protein 5. The transcript has 8 exons. NCBI's taxonomy places the organism in Eukaryota, Metazoa, Chordata, Actinopteri, Centrarchiformes, Centrarchidae. Gene Ontology annotation, biological process: cell surface receptor signaling pathway. The record is from RefSeq and is a predicted model, not a curated record. Gene Ontology annotation, molecular function: transmembrane signaling receptor activity. Bases 104 to 1249 code for a protein of 381 amino acids.
UUUAGUUUUGUUUGAUUAUUUCCGUUGGUCAGGAUGUGGGCUGACUGCUAGCUCAAACUUUCUAAAUACCCCAGAAGAAGACGACAAGCAACUUGAAGACAGGAUGGAGAUGACCUCGCUCUGCCUAAUGCUCUCCACGCUGACCAUCCACCCCAACAGAUCUCAGUUCUUCUGGUAUGACUCUGUCAAUUUGACCUGUACGGUGGCGGGAAACUCCAGUGGCUGGAGAUUCAAGAGAAACACCUCCUCUCUGACUUCUGAGCUGUGCUCCGGCUGGGGAAUGCAACGUGAGUCCCACUGUACCAUUCAGGAUGCCUAUCCAUCAGACACAGGAGUGUACUGGUGCGAGUCUGAGCGGGGGGAGUGCAGCAACACCGUCAACAUCACUAUCGCUGAUGGUCCUGUGAUCCUGCAGAGCCCUGCACUUCCUGUGACAGCAGGUGAUAGAGUAACGCUUCUCUGUUCCUGCAAAGAAGAAAACGGCCAAAAACCCAGAUCUGAUUUCUCUGCAAAGUUCUACAAAGAUGGUGUUUUCAUUGGGACUGAAGCUGCAGGAAGUAUGACCUUCGCGACGGUGUCCAUGUCUGACGAGGGUUUCUAUAAGUGUGAACACCCGACGAAAGGAGAGUCACCACAGAGCUGGCUGGCUGUUAAAGGAGGCAGCCUUCAACCACGAAGGGACUCGAACCCUCAAUCUUCUGAUCCGAAGUCAGACGCCUUAUCCAUUAGGCCACGUGGUCACAUGCAAGCGUCUGUCCCUGCAAUGCAAUCUGAGCGGGGGGAGUGCAGCAACACCGUCAACAUCACUAUCGCUGAUGGUCCUGUGAUCCUGCAGAGCCCUGCACUUCCUGUGACAGCAGGUGAUAGAGUAACGCUUCUCUGUUCCUGCAAAGAAGAAAACGGCCAAAAACCCAGAUCUGAUUUCUCUGCAAAGUUCUACAAAGAUGGUGUUUUCAUUGGGACUGAAGCUGCAGGAAGUAUGACCUUCGCGACGGUGUCCAUGUCUGACGAGGGUUUCUAUAAGUGUGAACACCCGACGAAAGGAGAGUCACCACAGAGCUGGCUGGCUGUUAAAGUCGGAGCUGAGCCUCCUCCUCUUGUGUCUGUGCCGAGGCUGGUGUGUACCAUCUUGCUGAUUGUCGUCUACUCUCUCAUGCUUAUAGUUUGUGUGAAUGCGCACAGAACUUGGGCUCAAGCUCGGGCUGAAGCAAAGAAAAGGGCUUCUGAUCGUCUUUCAUCAGAGCGAUGAGUUGAAGAAGAACAAGAGCAGCUACUUUGCAUGGGGUCACUUUGAAUUUUAUGUUUAUAUAUUCAACAAGAUUGUAUUUUAUUUAUCUUAUUUUUUUAUUUCUCACUGGCAGACAAAGACAGAGACGCUGAAAAUAUUGGAGCUGACACAUAUUUCAGCUCGUAAAAAACAUUUACAAGCAAUUUGCAAAUUUGAACUUGUCAAAUCUCAACCAUCUGUCCCACGCUACUUAGUGGACCUUUUCCAUCUAAACCAUCAGAGAAAAUGUCCAACCCUGAAAUGGAAGACAGAUAAAAACCUUUUCUAAGGAGGCAUUAAAGUGGUGACAAAUUGCAUUAUUAACAUAACCAUGACUACGAGGAUUAAAAAGUGUCUCGUGGUGUUCAUAGAGAGAGUGAUUUGUAGACAAGUCACACUGGUUAAAAAAAUAUUCCCUGAUUUAAUAGUAACCAGUGCAGAGAUUAAUAAGGAGGAUAAUAUUCGUAUUUCUUUGUUUUGGUCAGAAGUCUUACGACUGCAUUUUGAAAAAGAGUUUGUUGGCGCACAGCUUUCUUUGAAUGUCUUGAUUUAGUACUUUCUGUAGUGAUUUAAAGAAUGAGACAUAACGUGUUUGUUUAUUAACAUUUAACUAAUAUCUCAAUCCUUCCCCAACCUUAACAAAAGUGCUUUUGUUGUCUUAACCUAAUACCACUGCAGGACGCAAGCCUGUGGGUUUUACCAUCAAUCACCUCGCCUAUUAACCGCUGUGAUAUAGUGCUUUCUUCACUCAAAAACAUGUUCCAGAAAAACAUAAUUGGGAAAACAAAUACUGAUGUUUACAUAAACAUAUGCUCUAGACAGACAGGGUUGGCUCUUGGUUCUUGACAGUAAAAACAAAACUGUUUACUGCUGGUGUCACAGAAGGUCCCCGAACUAGCUCAUUUGAUUGGCCAAAAGGCGUCUCUGAUCUCUCAACAGUGCCCACCACUGGCUCUACAGGUGCACAGAUCACUUUUGCUCCACAUUUCACUGUGGUGCAAAAGAGAGAGCGCUUGUAACUUUUCAUUUGUGAGCCACAAAAACAGCUUUUGAAAAUGGUGGCAGCAGAUUCAAGUAGUUGAUCAUUAUUGACUUGUGUCUUCUAGAAUAUCCAUCAUCAUCAUGCGGAUGUGCAAAGAUUGUCCAUGACUUCACAUUUUUUGAUGUAGGUGUUUUAAUGUGUUUUGCACCAUAUUCACUGCAGCAACUGUAUAAAAAUGUGAGCAUAUUAUUCAUUUGUGAUACGUAGAACAGGAUUUGUGCACCUGCAAUGAAGAAUAUAUGUCACUGUUGUGUUUGUGGGAGACAAAACAAGUUCUGUUUGCUCCCUUCAUACUUCACCUUUCCAGCCAGCCUUUCUGUCUGCGCAGCAUGUUUCACUUGUCUUAAAAACAAUUCUCUGAAUUCAUGCUGGAUCUGACUUCUAAAAAUAUAGUUUCAUUUCUCUUAA